AUGUCUCAAAAAACGGUAAUUUUUAAUGUUGGAGGUACAACGUUUGAAAUCACUAAAGAUCUGUUCAAUGCUCACCCAAAGAGUACUUUGUUUAAACUAGUAAAUCCGUCAUCAUCAUCAGAAGUAGUUGAAUUACAAUUACGAGAAUUUGGUCUCGACGAUGAUAUUAAUUUGAUUGUACCAGAUCAAAGUGUCGCUAAAGUAUUUGGUGAUGCUAAACGCGAUGAAAAAGACGGCGUGCUUGAAGCUAAGGGAGAUAAUAAUGUUUUGCCUUCUUAUGAACAGGCUUUGAGUGGAUUUUCUGCUUCUUACAAUUUGAAUCCGGAUAAAAAAAGAAGUGAGAAUGAUGGAACUGCGUUGAAAGAUGACGUUAUGAUCUCUACUCUCAGAAGAAUUGAUACGUUGGUUUCAGACGUGAUCUUGCCUUACCUAAAACGUCAUGCAAAACGUGGCCAUCACCAAGUGACCUUUUAUUUGACACCACAUAAUGUCACAUCAAAAAAUAUUACAACAGAAUUGGAAAAUAUCAAUAAUCCACAUGAAUGGAUUCAUUUACCAAUCGACUCAUCCACGUUAGAGAGAAACGAUGACUUGGGAAAUGAUUUGCCUGAUCUGAAAUUCUUGCUUCAAAAAAUGGAUACGCUCGAUCAAAUUCAAGAUUUUAUUAUUAGUAAAUCUGGUGCUAAAAAGUGCACCGUGAACAAAAUUGAAGUUAGUUGUAGAAGUGAAAACGAAUUUGGAUUAUAUAGUUCUAAAAGUUGGGAUAUCGUUCAAAUCUUUGUUGUUAUUGUUUAA
Funneliformis geosporum is the source of this 795-nucleotide messenger RNA. Lineage: Eukaryota; Fungi; Glomeromycota; Glomeromycetes; Glomerales; Glomeraceae. The record is from the annotation of a GenBank genome assembly.